Molecule: messenger RNA, 1830 nt
Organism: Adineta steineri
Lineage: Eukaryota; Metazoa; Rotifera; Eurotatoria; Adinetida; Adinetidae
Source: the annotation of a GenBank genome assembly
AUGAUGUUGAUGGCCAACAGUACAAACAACAUCAGUUAUAAUCCAACGGCGAAUAGUCGACCUAAUACCAACCCUUUACCUCAUCGAGAGCUUCUUCUACCUAAAAAAAUAUCAUCAAGAUUGGUCGGUGCAGGAACAGCACAAGAUAGUAGUCUUUCAUCGGAUUCAAAUAGUAUCUAUCGACAAGGUUCGGCUGAAUCAAAUUAUAGCCAACAAUCAUCAGAAAGUUUAGAUGGCGAUACAGCUGAAAGAGAACCAACAACUACAGCUCCAACAUCAUCAAUAAAACCUCGUGAUCAAACACGUUCUGCAACUGAUGCGUUAGAACGAUGUAAAACAAAACCUGUUGCUUUUGCUGUACGAACAAAUAUUGAAUAUAUUCCAUCACCAGAUGAUCUUUGUCCUAUUGCAAAAGCAGCUAUUGCUUUUCCAGCAAAAGAAUUUCUUCAUAUUAAAGAUAAAUUUAAUAAUGAUUGGUGGAUUGGUCGAUUAGUUAAAGUCGAUGCACCACUUGGUUUUAUACCAAGUCCAGCUAAAUUAGAAAUGAUUCGUAUACAAUCAAAUCGAAAAAAUAAAAAUCAACCACAAUCAUUAGCAAAUACAGCUCCACGUGUGAAAGCAUCGACACAAAGUCUUGAUAUUAUUGAUCAGAAUAUGGGUGGAUUCAAUGAUGAUACAUUAGGCAAUGAUGGUGAUGGUGAUAGUCUUACAAAAUCAAAAUUAAAUCUCAAUGCUAAUAAAGAUAAAAAGAAACCUUUUUUUAAAAAGGCUGCAAAUAUUACUCCUUAUGAUGUUGUACCUAAUAUGCGUCCCGUUGUACUUGUUGGUCCGUCUUUAAAAGGCUAUGAUGUCACUGAUAUGAUGCAAAAAGCUGUCUUUGAUUAUUUAAAACAUCGUUAUGAAGGUCGAAUAAUUAUAACACGUGUUACAGCUGAUAUAUCUCUUGCUAAACGUGGUCUCUUAAAUAAUCCUUCAAAAAUUGCUCUUAUUGAACGUGGUGCACCAUCAGGUGCUGCUGGUAAUUCAUCUGGAACAUCAUCUGGAAUGAUAAGUCCAAUGGGUACAACACGUUCAACUGGUAUAAAAGAAGUUCAUGAUGAAAUUGAACGUAUAUUUGAAUUAGCACGAAGUCUUCAAUUAGUUGUACUUGAUUGUGAUACAAUAAAUCAUCCAGCUCAAUUACAAAAAACAUCUUUAGCACCAAUAAUUAUCUAUUUAAAAGUUGCAUCACCAAAAGUUUUACAAAAAUUAAUAAAAUCACGUGGAAAAAGUCAACAUAGAAAUUUAAAUGUACAAUUAGUUGCUGCAGAUAAAUUAACACAAUGUUCUGCAGAUAUGUUUGAUUUAAUAUUAGAACAAAAUCAAUUAGAAGAUGCUUGUAAUAAUUUAGCAAGUUUUUUGGAUAUCUAUUGGAAUGCUACACAUCCUAAAUUAGAUGAAAAAAAUGAUUUAACACAUGAUACAACACAUCUACCGCCACGUCCAGCAGCUUCCUUAAUUGCUCAUCUACCACAAAUGAAUCCUUUAAGUCAAGCACCUGUUGUUACAUCAACAACUACAACAGUUAAUCGUCUUCUUCCAUCAUCACCACUUGUUAAUGAUAUAACACAAUCACAUUUAUUACCUCAACGAACACCAUCACAAUUAUCAUCAAAUAAUAGAUAUGGAGCUGGAGGUACAGGAGGAGGUCUUUCUCAACGAAGACCAUCAUCAUCAAUUACUCCAGAUUAUUAUAGACAGGCACCACAACCACCACCGUUACCACUUCCACCUGCACCUGCUUAUGAUGACGAACGUUUUGCCCACUAUGAAAUGGCUAAUUUUCGAUAG